This is a messenger RNA of Fusarium sp. VM40, 1254 nucleotides long. The record is from the annotation of a GenBank genome assembly. Lineage: Eukaryota; Fungi; Ascomycota; Sordariomycetes; Hypocreales; Nectriaceae.
AUGGGGGAACGGCCAGCCGUUUAUGUUCACCUAGAAAUGGGCAUCUCACUGCCCAAGAUCAUGUCCAAAGACCGACACAUCACAUACAUCUCGAAAAGUAUGAGAGAUCGAGCGAAUCAGUUUCCUCGACAAUUGCCUCCUGCAAACACCAACUAUCUCGACGCUCCAACGCAGUACCAUCACCCACACCCACAAGUGCCAGCUCAAACUCAACCGCAUCAUCAAUUUGCUGACACUGCGAACAAUCUACAGCCCAGCCACUGUGAUACAUAUCCUGUGUCGACUAAUAUAAACCAUGAACAAGACUAUCAGCCAUACCGCCCCCCACAGACACAGCACAAUGUCAAAGAAUACUAUGCGCCUGCUUCAACGGUAAAGCAGCGUAGCGCGCUACAGAUUGGAGAUUAUCGAAGAAGCUUGCGAUCGACAGACCGAAGCUCCCAUGAGCGCGGCAAAUCUGCACCGCCGCCAUUGAACAGCAGCCCUUGGGAUGUAACUCCAAACAAUACCUCAGGGGUUGCACCUCAAAUCUGGAAAGCACUGCCUGCAACUCCCAAUCAGUUUCGACUAGGGGAAGGUGAUAUGCCAUGGGACGCCUGGAACUUUCCCAUGGGGUUCAACGAUAAUAAUGAAGACGGCGAUUAUAACGAAAGGACCGAGAACCGAGCUCGCUCGAGAGAAGCCAGUCUUCGGGCUACUUGGGGACCUGAACAUCCUGGCGAAUUGCCACGUUCUUCUCUGCCCGUACAAAUCGAUGACCGGGCAAGAGGCAAAGCCAAGGACAUACAGUCUUUAGCCUCGGCAUUGAUGACAGUCGAUAACGGGUUCGAAGACCAGUGGUGGUAUCAAGGCCCCCGACUUGUCAACAUACAUGGUACUGUAAUGGUACCUACAGCCGUUCCACAGUCCAGCUUUCACCCAGAUCACCAGCAGAGCUCUGUGGGAUGGGCGGUAUCCCAGGAGGAAGAGGAGCGACAAAGAGAUCAGAAACAUCAGCAUCAAAGUCGGUUGCAGCAAGAGAGCCAAGAUCGGCAACGACGUCGACAAAGGCAUCUGUCUCUUCAAGAGCGCCAGCUUGAGUCUUUCUCUCCGUCAACCACAUCGUUCCAACCUAUCUCACCACGGUCAAGCGUGGUUGAUAUCGUGUCGCCCCUAAGCGACUCUUCAAGCCCAUUAUCAAAUUUUAGGGGCCUGCGUCGCUCUUUGACCACGCGGUCUGACGAACUUCACAUAGGCUCGAGCAACACAUCUUAA